AUGCCUGGUCGGUCAUCCACCCCCCCUCCGCACCUUACACUGAACACUUCUUCGCGGGGCACACCCGCUGCCGUCCCCAACAAGCACAUACCCAUCUGCUCUCCUGGCCCGGUGCCUGCCCGCGGCCUUGAGACCCCACCCGCCUCACCACCAUCCAAGGAGAGCCUCAUUGAGACUUCGUCAAUUACCUACCCGCCAGAUUCUUUUUGCGUUGAGUACUCACGAGACCCGCCCAUCUGGACUAUCACCUCACAGAGACUGGCACAGGCCCUCGAGCACAUGUCAACCCAGGCAUUGCCGAACCCUGAGCACGUGUUUCCAUGGUUGCAUGGGCUCCACGCUGACAACCAGAUCCAGCUCGCCUUCUUUGUCUCACGGCGAAAGAGCGUUCGAAAGGUCCCCAGGUGCAUCCGCAGCAUUACUCUUGUCAAGACCGGUGGAGAUUUAUCCUCUUCGAAAUUAAAAGGCGCAAUAUCACCCGAGGAGCUGCUACCAUCUUCAUCUGAUGACUCUGGCGCCUUCCUCGAGUGCGAUCCCAAGGACGGUUUCUCAGUUCGCAACUUCCAGAUCCAGGCUUGCAAGAUGGCUAUGGUGUCAGAUAUUAUCGUCUAUGGCGACGACAAAACUAACCCCAGCGACACGAUUGCUCUUGCUACACGCAUCUCCCAGGCUCAGCGACAGAAUGAGGCAAGAUAUGGCUUUCAUAGAGGAUUGUUUAACACUUUCAUGCUCUGCGAUCCUUUCAGCCAUGUUGAGAGGGCUCAUCCCGAGCUGAUUGCAGUUGAUUCUAGCGGGGCAAUGACUGGGAAUGUUGUGGAUUUCUUCUAUUGGGAACGUUAUGAAAUGUGUGCAAUGUCUAAGGCUUCAGAAAUAAGCUCAAAUGUGUUCUUGGGACCGACCCCAGACCCAGUUCUGGAAUCGGGAUCCACUAGUGAGCAUGUGUUUGACAUUCUCAUCGAAGGCAAUGAUCUUGCCCAUGUUCCCGACUCACGAACUCUGCGAAAUCACCGUACGGCCCUAGAAAGUAAUUCUGAAAAUCCUCUUCAUAUGGAGUUUCCCUCGUCGGGGAGUAUUAUGCCGCCAACGUGGUCUCAUGCCGAAGUCGACGGUCUCAUGGAGACGUGCAAGUGGAUUUAUGAAUUGGCGAAUCCCCUGGAAGUUAAGAAGAUGGAGGGAAGAAAGCGCAAUGACAGCGAAGCAAUUGAGUUGGAAGAGAUGUCGACGUCACCACGUAAAAUAUUGAUACAUUGCACGGACGGCUAUACUGAGUCAUCAUUGCUCGGCUUGGCCUACUUCAUGUAUGCCGAAGGACUGCCAGUGCACGAAGCUUGGGUCCAAUUGCAUCGGGAGAAGGGUCGCAACUUCUUCGCAUAUCCUACAGAUGUCGCGUUACUCACCUCGAUUCAGCCUCGCAUUCUUCAAGAGUCACCCCGCUGGCAAAAGGAUGUUAUCAACAUUUCAGAGCCCUCAUGGUUAUCGCGCAUUGAUGGUAGUCUCCCUAGCAGGAUUCUCCCUUAUAUGUAUCUUGGGAAUCUCGGUCAUGCAAACAACCCAGAGCUGCUCCGCGAAUUGGGUAUUACCCGCAUACUCAGCGUUGGGGAGUCGUUGACAUGGCAGGAAGAUAUGAAGAAAAAGCUCAAUUGGCCGAGCGAACAUCUAAUGAUGGUCGACAGAGUGCAGGAUAACGGCGUGGACCCUCUCUGGGACGAAUUUGAUCGGUGUCUUAGGUUUAUUGAGAGCGGAAAGCUUGAUGGAGGAGCAACACUUGUGCACUGCCGGGUCGGUGUUUCCCGGUCAGCGACGAUUUGCAUUGCAGAGGUUAUGAACGAAAUGGGACUUUCUUUUCCUCGUGCCUAUUGCUUUGUUCGGGCCAGGCGCCUGAAUGUUAUUAUUCAACCCCACCUUCGAUUUACAUACGAGUUAUUGAAGUGGGAAGAAUAUCAACGCCAGCGACGCAAUGAGCCACUUCGGCGGGAACUCGAGUGGGCCACUAUUGCGCGCGAGAUUGCCUUGAUGAACAAGCCCUACUCGAGGUAG
Lindgomyces ingoldianus is the source of this 2037-nucleotide messenger RNA. RefSeq lists its product as uncharacterized. Bases 1 to 2037 code for a protein of 678 amino acids. Gene Ontology annotation, biological process: nuclear DNA replication; protein dephosphorylation. Gene Ontology annotation, molecular function: protein tyrosine/serine/threonine phosphatase activity. Lineage: Eukaryota; Fungi; Ascomycota; Dothideomycetes; Pleosporales; Lindgomycetaceae. The record is from RefSeq and is a predicted model, not a curated record. The transcript is spliced from 6 exons.